GAGAGAGACAAGGAGGACAAGAUGUCGACUAUCAAGACGGUAGGGAUACUAGGUGGAGGUCAAUUAGGCCGUAUGCUCACUCAUCCCGCUGCCCUCCUCGGAAUCCCUCUGAUCAUCCUCGACUCUGGUGAAGAUACCCCAGCCAAACAAACCCUACAACCUCCACCUUCUCUCACUCAUUUAGACGGACCUUUCACUUCUGAAUCUCACAUCCGCGAGCUGGCCAGAUUAUGUGACGUCCUCACGGUAGAGAUUGAACACGUGAACGCCGAUGUUCUCGAAGCUGUCGAACGUGAAGGACUUUGCGAGGUUCAACCUUCUCCAAAGACCAUUCGACUCAUUCAAGAUAAAUAUACUCAGAAAUGUCAUUUGGCCAAUAAGGGAAUACCUGUAGCUCCAUUCCGACCUUUACCUCUCAAUCCAUCAGAAGAAGAUGUCAAACGGGUCGUAGAGGAAUUAGGUGUUCCUGUCAUGUUGAAAGCGAGAACUUUGGCAUAUGAUGGUAGAGGGAAUUCCCCUUUAAAAUCUGCCAGCUCGGGGGAUAUACAUGACUCUUUGGAUUUUUUAGGAGAUAGACCUUUAUAUGCCGAAGGUUGGGCACCGUUCGUAAAAGAAGUAGCUGUGAUGGUUGUGAGAAAUAAGGACGGAGAAGUUAGAAGUUAUGAUGCUGUGGAGACUAUACAUAAGGAUAGUAUUUUGAGAGUAUGUAUCGCUCCUCUUCGAGCGAGAGGGAUGUUGGGGGUGAAUCAAAGAGCCAGGGAAUUGGCAGAGAGGGCCGUUUCCACACUUGAAGGUGCGGGGAUAUUUGGAGUUGAGAUGUUUUUGAUGGAAGAUGGUUCACUCAUGAUCAAUGAAAUCGCCCCUCGUCCUCACAACUCAGGUCAUCACACCAUAGAAGCCUGUCAUACUUCUCAAUUCGAAAAUCAUCUCCGAGCCAUACUUUCUCUUCCAUUAGGAUCCACUUCCCUCCGAGUAUCCAGCGCAGCAAUGAUCAACAUCCUGGGGAUAUCUACCUCUUUAUCAGACGUACAUUCCAUUUCCAAUUCCGCUCUAUCCGUCCCUGGAGCUUCAGUUCAUUUGUAUGGUAAAACAUCUUCUAGACCAGGAAGAAAAAUGGGUCAUAUCACAAUCACUUCUCAAUCCGAUGCUGAACUAUACUCUUCCCUUCGAACUUUACUACAAUCACAACCUGAUUUAGAUGAGAAAUUCGUCGAUUCCAUUUCACCUUCACCUGAAAAAGGAAAGAGUCAUCCUUAUCCUUUAGUGGGAAUAAUCAUGGGUUCAGAUUCUGAUUUACCGAUCAUGUUACCAGCUACGAAGAUUUUAGAAAAGUUUGAAAUACCAUUUGAACUUAGCAUAACUUCGGCUCAUCGGACUCCGGAAAGGAUGACCAAAUAUGCUAAAGAAGCGGCCAGUAGGGGAUUGAGAGUUAUAAUUGCUGGAGCUGGUGGAGCAGCUCAUUUACCUGGUAUGGUAGCUAGUGAAACCGCUUUACCGGUAAUUGGUGUACCUGUCAAGGCUAGUGUAUUGGAUGGAGUUGAUUCUUUAUAUUCUAUCGUACAAAUGCCACGUGGGAUACCCGUCGCAACGGUAGGAAUUAACAAUUCGACCAAUGCUGCCAUUUUAGCGGUACGUAUAUUAAGCGGGAGCAUACCAACUCUUAUUCAAGCCAUGGAGAACUACGCACAAGAUUUGGAGAAAGAAGUAAUGGGGAAAGUCAAAUUACUCGAUGAACAAGGAUGGGACAAAUAUUCAGAAAAGUUGAAAAAGUAAUCCAAACUAUCAUCAUCACUAUCUUUCACCCUCAACUUUCUUGCUCAUUUGACAUAUUUCAUGCAUGGUUCGUCAUUUGACAGAGAUUUGGUAUUGCUUAUGCGGGGUAUUAAGUAUGACAGAAUUGAGACAGAUAGAUGAAUCGUCGAAAAUGACAAUG
This is a messenger RNA of Tremella mesenterica DSM 1558, 1933 nucleotides long. RefSeq lists its product as uncharacterized. Gene Ontology annotation, biological process: 'de novo' IMP biosynthetic process. The coding region runs from base 22 to 1773 and encodes 583 amino acids. The record is from RefSeq and is a predicted model, not a curated record. The transcript has 4 exons. NCBI's taxonomy places the organism in Eukaryota, Fungi, Basidiomycota, Tremellomycetes, Tremellales, Tremellaceae. Gene Ontology annotation, molecular function: metal ion binding; ATP binding; phosphoribosylaminoimidazole carboxylase activity.